Messenger RNA from Aplysia californica (California sea hare), 1080 nucleotides. RefSeq lists its product as uncharacterized. The record is from RefSeq and is a predicted model, not a curated record. The coding region runs from base 355 to 843 and encodes 162 amino acids. The transcript has 4 exons. NCBI's taxonomy places the organism in Eukaryota, Metazoa, Mollusca, Gastropoda, Aplysiida, Aplysiidae.
GCGUCUGCAUCGUUAAUCGACUUCUGAUUAGUAACGUUGAUUGUUUUCCUUGGUUAUUUCUUUAUUGUGUUCUGUUUUAUCAGUGACUCUUGAAAGACAUUCUCUUUGACGCUCAUUCCGGCUUCAACAGCGAGUCUACCAUUUGUGCAAGGUCCGUCUAAGGUCGCCAAAGCUUUUCAAGUUUAGCUUCAAGUCAGAGGUGGUGCCCACGUGUUCGUUGCAGUGCUUGUCUACAGAAAGGCUCAAAGAACGAAUACGGAUCAGCCCUCUUCAUCGGAGUCAAGUCCUGCACAUCUCACCUUUGCGCCAUACUUGGUCCCUAGUAGAUCUUCGAGGAGAAAACAAAGUCUUGUUAUGGCAGCGCCAACAGCAAACCGUGCUCCAGCGUCUUCAAAUAACUCUGAUGCUGAUGUCCCCCACAGCCGUGUACCUGCAUCAACAUUUGGACAAACUGACAAUUGCCUGACCGCUACAAAAAACGACCUGGAACCUAGUCAGUCAUUCGGACAAGCCACAAAUGAUUCCGGAGGAGCAGUAUCAAGCAAUGAGACACCUGUCGACCGUCACGUGUUCAAGAUGCCCAUGGAAACACGGGAGUGGCUGCGUCUUCGCAAAAUGAAGCUCAACAAAAGUAAAAACAAGAGGCAGCCCGAGAAGAUCAAGUUCUGGAAGCUCAACGGUUUGAGUCGAGUGUGCAAGAUAGACUACAAAAAGAUCGUCAAAGACCGCACUUUUGUGUCACUCAGAAAAACAAGUAAAACUCGCACGCCGACCCAAGGAGAUUUGGAUCGCAUCCUGAACUUUAUCAAAAAGUCUUUUGAACUUGGCAGAAAACUGUUGUGAUGUCACAGAAACAGAAAAGUUUUAGGAAACGACGGUCUUUCAAAAUGGACCUCACAUUUUGUACAAUCUAUCUUUGCAUCCAUGUUGGAGGGUGAAUGUGGUGUUCAGGUGCUUACUUGCCCUCUUACCUUAGCACGCGGAAUCUGUAUUGAACACUGUUGUGGAUGCAUAGUAUUUGACAAUCAUAGAAGGGCAUUGUGCUCAUGCUCUCUGGUUUUGUUUGCUGAUCUACAAACU